AUGCUGCUUCGGCGCUCUCCAGAAGAUCAUUCGUUCAUCUUCUCGGAUGGGGUACAAGUCGCCGCCUCUAGCGCGAGGAAAGUACACAUCCGUCGACUCCAUGACCUGCUGCACCUCUUGAUCCAGCGGCGCGAUAAUGAACGCGCAAGACUCGCCUGGUCAAUAUUGGCUCGGUGCAAAGAGGCCGACUGGAUGGUUAUGUGGUCUACGGCGCUGUUAAUCCUGUCGAACGAAAGCCCGUCUUCAAACACUCGUGACGAAUCACGCAGCAUUGAGUUCCUGCGAAUAAUGAUGCUGCAGUAUCCGAACGAUCGUGAAGCUAUACUACAGGAACUAAUCAUAAGCCUCAUAAACGCGUCGAAAUACCAGGAAGCCCUUAGUGAACUAGAUUUGUAUCUACCAACGUUCCCUUACCAAGAGAAUCCGAUGCUACAUAUGUUCGCUGGGAUGUUGUCCCUGUAUCUAGCACAACCGACGUCAGACGCAAGCUCUACUUACAAUCAUUCGCAACUGCGAGAGGCAGAAUCACACUUUAAACGCGCAGUCUUGUUGGAUCCAGAAAGCUCCAUAGCAAGCGCAUUUUUGAGCAGGGUACGUGUACGUUUCUUAUUCACAACUAUCUCGGCGUUCAUCGUACUCGUGAAGAAGGAGACGAUGUUAUGGACGUAG
This is a messenger RNA of Pleurotus ostreatus (oyster mushroom), 669 nucleotides long. RefSeq lists its product as uncharacterized. The coding region runs from base 1 to 669 and encodes 222 amino acids. The record is from RefSeq and is a predicted model, not a curated record. Lineage: Eukaryota; Fungi; Basidiomycota; Agaricomycetes; Agaricales; Pleurotaceae. Gene Ontology annotation, cellular component: RNA polymerase I core factor complex. Gene Ontology annotation, molecular function: RNA polymerase I general transcription initiation factor activity; RNA polymerase I core promoter sequence-specific DNA binding; TBP-class protein binding. The transcript is spliced from 5 exons. Gene Ontology annotation, biological process: transcription initiation at RNA polymerase I promoter; nucleolar large rRNA transcription by RNA polymerase I.